Molecule: messenger RNA, 5293 nt
Organism: Owenia fusiformis
Lineage: Eukaryota; Metazoa; Annelida; Polychaeta; Sabellida; Oweniidae
Source: the annotation of a GenBank genome assembly
CUAAAAGCCAAGUACUUCCGAGAAGUAGAGAACAAGGAUGUUUUUUAAAGAAAGGUAGACGCAAAUAGCAUUGAUUCGAUCUAUUCGCAUUAAGGGAGAUCAUCUUGACCCGAUAGUCGUUUAUUAAUUGAAGCUAGUAUUGAAGUCAUGGAGAUGAAAUAACACCAUAUUCAAAUAAUAGUUAUUACAAAUGGUAUGGAUACUGGAUGAAUAUUACUCGUGUGUUUUGGUGUGAAUUAACAUGAUCUCAUUUAAGCGUAUUAAAUGCAGAAGACAAAUUCAACAUAUCACAAGACACAGACACUUUAUUACGAAUCCAUACGAUGAUCAUUAGACUACAGUGUACGUAUAUGAUGCUGGCAUGAUUAUAUACUCUAAUAUUAUCUAUAGUAUAAUUCCAGUUGUAUAUAAGUAUCGACUAUACAAUGAUAGUGCAGGAGAUAAACAAACAGAAAAUAUAGAUGUACAAAGACGACAAUUUUUUGUGAUGAAAACAACUACAUAAAAUAGCGGGAACGGAAAGUGGGCGAGUGAUGUACUACAAGGUUAUAUAAUGGUGUUUCAAUGAGCAUGGUGUGCAGAUAAUUACCUAUGCCCAAGAUAUGAAAUUUAUUUUCCGACCAUCAAAAAAAUGAGAAUAUGACUCGAUGGUAUUCUAACUUCCUCGCCAGAUUCUACUGGCUCGUGGUAAUCAUAAUCACGGUGUGUGUGGCCAUAUGCGCUUUCAUAGUAUUCUACCUACAUGGCACGCCCAGCUUCGAAGACCCUAUCAAGGGCUUUGAGGUAAGAGGAACCUCUCUUAGUAAACGGUUAAAUGCCAUGAGAGAGUUCCAGAAACAAGUGGGCCUAACUAAUGGUAACUAUACAUAUCAACCAAAGCAAGUUGGGAUUUCCAGGCGGAAAAAGAGAGAUAUCCAACAAGUACAGAACUUUUGUUACAGGAUAUCUCAAGAUGGAUCUGUCCAAUGCCCAACCGUUAUUUCCCUAGGGGCAACCAACGAUGGAGAUCUAUUUACCAAACACAGUCUACAAUCUGUCUGCAAGAUCCACCUGGCAUUAGCCAAACACCCUGCAUACAUCACAGAAUCCCAUCACUCCUUGCCACACUACAUGGAACAACUGUUUGACACAACAUGCGAUGACUUCACAGAUUCAAUGGUAGAACAAAUGAAGACGUUACUGACAAAAUGUGUUCCGUUUUACAAAGAUAAUCAACUUGAUGCUAAUUGCGAAAAUGGUCAGUGUAUCGCACCUGGGGAAUGUAACACAAACAAUACAAUCUAUCAAAUAUUUCAUUAUCUUGUGGACAGAAAUUUUCUGAGAGAAAAUGGAAAGGGUACCCUUAAAUAUACAAACCUGUUCACGCAUACAUGGUUAGCGAAAAACAUGGACUUUUACAGGGCAUAUUUUGAUGGACAAGACUUUGAGAUAGAUGGCGUUAUGGUCAUGGGUUUGUAUAUGGAAGGACUCAAAAAUGAUCUGUUUUCUGAAUAUCUUGUGAGUGAUAUAAUGCUGUUUGGAGUCGCUCUUGGGUUGAUUUUCAUUGUGAUGUUCCUGUAUUUGAAGUCUCUCUUGAUAAUGUUUGCGACUCUGCUCAAUGUUGCAUUCUCAUUUAUCAUAGCAUAUUUUCUUUACUUUGUCAUUUUUCGCUUCACAUUUUUCCCAUUUCUCAACAUAUUCGCAGGUCUGAUUCUGAUUGCGGUUGGUGCCGAUGAUGUCUUUGUGUAUUUUGACAUAUGGCACGAAAUGAAAAGGAAAAUGGAGGGUGGCAAGAAAAGGGAGAAUGAAAAGAAAGUGGGGAAUGACAAGAGAGAGGAGGAUGACAAGAUAAUGGAGAAUGGCGGAAUAAAGAAUAAAAAACAAAUGGAGAGUAAAAGUGAAUUGGCAGAUACAACAGAUUUAUAUGUAAAUAAAGGUAACCUUCAAGAGAACCCGAAUGCAAGUAUACCCAAUGAGACCAACGUACAAGAAAUUCCUGAUGUACAGAUCGAUGAUACUCAUUUGAGAUUGCUAAUCCACAACACGCUGAAACACGCUACUUUGUCUAUCUUUGUCACAAGUUUUACCACAGCAGCUGCAUUUUUUGCAAAUUUUUCAAGCAACAUUAUUGCAACUCGCUGUUUUGGAAUUUUUGCUGGAACUUGCAUUCUGGUGAAUUUCAUCUUUAUGGUAACAUGGAUGCCUGCAAUUUUCAUAAUUGUGGAAAAAAUCGACCAAAACUUGUUGUCCGGGGUAAAAUGUUGUGAAUGUUGGGACAGAUUUCUAAAUGGAGUGCAGACUCUUUCUAGGGUGGUUUUCACAAGGCUCAUUCCUACUCUGGUCAUUGAGGCCUGGUUUUUCUGGUGCAUUCUGUUAAGUGCCGUUGGCAUCGCUGGCAUCAUUUUGGUAUUCAUCAUCCCAAAACUAAACCUGCCCACUUCAAAAGAGUUUCAAAUUCUUCCAAGUUCAAACCCUCUUGAAAAAUAUACAAUAUUAAAGUUAAAUUUCGAUUUUGAGAAUACAGAACAAGGAGAGCGAGGGCAGUAUGUCUUUAUAUAUUGGGGUAUCUUGGCAACUGAUAAUGGAAACUGGUUGGACCCAGAUGACAAUGGGACAUUACAGUUAGACUCCACUUUCAAUCUUUACUCUCUUGAGUCUCGGGCGUGGAUGGUCAAGUUUUGUAAGAAGCUCCUACAGCAGGACUUCAUUGAGGAAUCAUUUGCAAACAGCACCAAAUGCAGCCUUGAGGUCAUUGAUGAAUACUUGUCUAUGAAUUGUUCUACGCAAGGUGCAGUUCAAAAUUGUUGUGGGAAAAGGCUCCCUGUGAAUUCAACGAUAUUUGAAUAUUGCUUUCCGAGACUCGCACUAUUUGGUUUUCAAUACGUUGGAAGUGGUUUGUUUGACAGCUCCAACAAUGUCCCUGUCUAUUUCAUGAUGGUUCAGACCAUUCAACCCUUUGUGCCUGCUUUUGCUGAAACAAAUAAUUUGUUCAAUAAAGUCAAUGGGUUCGUAGAGAAUGAAGUUAAAAGUGCCCCUAAAGGUUUGAAUGAAGGAUGGGUUGGUGGUUCUUUUGAUUUCUACAGUUUACAAAGAUCUAUCGCAUAUGGGACUUACACCACUAUGGGUAUAGCCAUUGCUGUUGCCUUUAUUGUAAUGCUUCUGACAUCCCUCAAUAUCUUUAUAACAGUUUACGCUAUUGUAACUAUCACCUUCGGUAUUGCUGCAACAGUUGGUGUUUUGGUUCUCCUUGGUUGGGAACUCAACAUUUUGGAAUCAGCUAUCAUAUCCCUAGCUGUUGGAUUUUCAAUUGACUUUACAAUACACUAUGGAGUGGCUUACCGGCUCUCACAUGAGGCGAAAAGAAUAUCAAAAGUAACCGAUUCCUUUCAUAUGAUCGGCUCAGCUGUUGCUAUGGCGGCUUUCACAACAUUUAUUGCCGGCGCAGCAAUAAUGCCAGCACGUAUUCUUGGCUACCAAAGACUGGGUGUAUUUCUGAUGUUAGUCAUGACAUUUAGUUGGAUAUAUGCUACGUUCUUCUUCCAGUCCUUGUGUAGGAUAAUUGGUCCUUUGGGUAACGUUGGAAGCCUAUUAGCAUGCUGUGUGAAGAUAAAAAUAGAUUGUGAAAAAGAGGAGGUUUCUACCCCGGUGAUUUCCAUUGGUUUUUCGCAGAACACCCAACCAUUACCAGGAGAAAACACAAGCAAACAUGAUGAAACAAAAAAUGAAACUACAGAUACAGAUAAGGAACUGGCAAAGAAAAGUACAAAUGAAACUGUAUCAAACAUAGACGUUUCGGUCGGUUCUUUGCCUUACAACCCCAGCAGCAAACAAGAGACAAGAAAUGAAACUUCGGAAGAUGCACCUCAACGAUGUUCACCAAAUGACAGAGGAAAAUAUCACAUAAGUGAGGAUAAAAAGCUGCAACGUUCAAAGGAACAUGUUUCAAUUGUACCUGUCCAGCAUUCUCAAGAAGAUACACUGGCAACUUCAGUGGAUUCCAAUGACUCAACGCAUAAAAGCCCAAACAAGCAUAAUGAGGCGAAAAAUGAAAUUCCAGAAAGUGUGUUUCGGAACAACUCAAUAACGGACAGCCCAAGUAGCCAAGAUGAGCGUAAAAAUGAAAUGUCAGAAAAACUUCAACGAGAUUCACCAUGGGAAAAACGCGAUGUUGGUGAUGAUAAGAAGUCGAGUUCAAAUAAAAACAUAUCCCAGAUAUCAGUAGGCUUUGAAGACAAUUCUAAAAAAGAAGCUUCGAAUGAUUCUUCGCAAAGCAGCAAAGAUGUUGUUAGUGAUCAUAGAAAUUCAGAGACAGUACAAAUAAAAACAAAUGAUUAUCCGCAAAGCAGCAAAGUUGAUGUCAGUGAUUAUGAAAGGUCAGGGACAAGUUCAAAUAAAAACAGUUCCCUGAUAGCAGUAGGUAAUGACAUUUCGAAAAAAGAAGGAACAAAUGAUUCUUCGCAAAGCAGCCCGAGUAAACGCAGCGAUGGUUCCUUAGUGAACAGCCCAAGCAAAAACGUAACUAAUAUUCUACUUAAAUAAAGUUUUAAACCAAGCAAGAGAAAAUGAUCUUAUAACUGUAAAUUGUGUUAUACUGUACAUGACGAUCCUUAUACAGGGUGACCGGAAAGAAGAAGACCAUUGAAGUAGACAUUUUCUCCUAAACAAGACAAGUGACAUCAAUGAACUUUUGCACACUAGUACAGUUCUCUGGAUAGUUGUCCCUGAAAGCUUCUAUACAAACAAUCAACUGGUCCACGAGCUGUUAUCAUUUUCAUUACAUGCUCCAAUUUGCCACAAUCGUAUUUGAGACCAAGUAGAGCUGAAUUCAUAUGGCAAAAUACCCUUACAUAUUCAGCCCUUGUUAUGGCAUUACAUUUAGGAGUGAUUGCCUUCUUUAAGUCAGCAAUUGUCUGGGUAUUGUUUUGCUACACGUUGUCUUUCAAAUAGCCCAACAAAAACAAAUCAGGUGGAUUCAAGUUUGGGGUGUAUGGAGAUUUAAUUGUGCUAUAUGGUGGUUUUAGCAAGAUGGCACCACUCCCUAUACCUCAAAUGACUCACUAGGUUGGCUAGAUCAACACUCUGGCAACAGGAUCAUAAACCAUUGAUCAGAUGAUCCUUCAUCUCCACACAGCCUAUACUUGAAUCCUACUGAUUUCUUUCUGUGGAGCUUUUUUUGAAGACAAUGUAUACCAACAUAAUUCUCAGACAAAUGCUGACCUAGAGAGGGCAAUCACUGCUAAAUGAAUGCCAUUAAAGGGCUGAAUAAGUAAGGGUACAUGUAUCUUACCAUGUGAAUCCAGUUCUGUCUUGGUCU